AUAAGAGGAAUGCGUUCAUUGUAUAAAGACAGUUGUUGCCUCAGCUUGGUUGUUGUUUGUAUUCAGCAUCCAUCACUACAUCUCCAUUCAUACACACAUCUCCCCUCUGAUAUACAACGUCAAUGCUAUCCACCAGAACAGCAACACGAGGAUCACUAGCCUCAAACCGUGCCGUUGCCCAACUUUUCAAGUGUUCUAACCUCAGACUCCAACCUGUCUUGAUCGUGGUACAGCGCUCGCCACUCGGUCAACGCCACUUCUCCUCUUCACCACGCGACGUCAAAGACCAGAAGUUCUUCGAACAUGUGCAGACAGCCAAGGUGCGAACAACACCAGCAGCAUGGCCCCAUCCAGUCUACAACGAGGAGCAGAUGAACUCCGUCGUCAUAGCCCACCGUGAAGCAAAAACCCUCUCCGACAAAGUCGCCCUCAAAGCCGUCAAGCUCCUCCGCUUCGGCCUCGACUUCGCCACGGGCUACAAGCACGAAAAAGCCCAAGACCUCAAUGCGCAGAACCCCGAAGCCGCACGCAAAAAAUACGCCAUGACGGAGGAAAAAUACAUGAUCCGCAACGUGUUCCUCGAGAGCGUUGCCGGCGUGCCCGGCAUGGUCGCCGGUAUGCUACGCCACCUCCAUUCCAUGAGACGCAUGAAGCGCGACAACGGAUGGAUCGAAUCCCUCCUCGAAGAAAGCUACAACGAACGCAUGCACCUCCUCGUCUUCCUCAAGAUGCAGCAACCCGGCCGCUUCAUGCGCUUCAUGGUGCUCGCCGCGCAGGGCGUAUGGUGCAACGCGCUUUUCUUCGCGUACUUGAUCAGCCCGCGCACCGUCCACCGCUUCGUCGGCUACCUCGAGGAAGAAGCAGUCAUUACGUAUACGCGCCAGAUUCAGGAUCUGGACGCGGGCCGUCUGCCGAAGUGGGCGGGUAUGCAGGCCCCGGAUAUUGCGGUCGAUUACUGGAAUAUGCCGGAGGGUAGGAGGACGAUGCGCGAUUUGCUGCUUUAUAUUCGUGCGGAUGAGAGUAAACAUCGAGAGGUCAAUCAUACGUUUGGCAACCUCGAUCAGAAUGAGGACCCGAAUCCGUUUGUCAGCGAGUAUAGGGAUGUGGAGAAACCGCAUCCGGGGAAGGAUCUGGCUCAUCCUAAACCGACGGGGUGGGAGAGGCAUGAGAUUAUCUGAUCGGAUCGGAUCUGACCUGACCUGGUCUGAUUUGGUGGAUGAGGAGUUGUUUCCGUGUCGUGGUUGGCGCGUGUUUAUGCGUCCUUUUUCUUCUCUUCCUUCUCUUCCUCUCUUCUUCUAUCUCUCCACUCUGCGAGAUGGCGUUUCUCUGCAUUUUGUUUUUUGGCGCAUAUUAUGUGGUGGAUCGAUACCAUACCAUACCACACCAUACCAGACUUGAUACCAUGCCUUACAGAUCCAGAUCUCACCGAGAAAAUAUACCAUACACUCCAAGAUCCUACACAUCACUUCACUAGAUAAGCAGUCCUUUCAAACCCCACGCA
Molecule: messenger RNA, 1501 nt
Organism: Dothidotthia symphoricarpi CBS 119687
Lineage: Eukaryota; Fungi; Ascomycota; Dothideomycetes; Pleosporales; Dothidotthiaceae
Product: alternative oxidase-like protein
Exons: 4
Coding region: 123-1178 (351 amino acids)
Biological process (GO): alternative respiration
Cellular component (GO): mitochondrion
Molecular function (GO): alternative oxidase activity
Source: RefSeq, a predicted model, not a curated record